Vespa mandarinia (Asian giant hornet) is the source of this 1578-nucleotide messenger RNA. RefSeq lists its product as uncharacterized. The record is from RefSeq and is a predicted model, not a curated record. Lineage: Eukaryota; Metazoa; Arthropoda; Insecta; Hymenoptera; Vespidae.
AUGAAUUUUGAACACAUGGAAAAACAAUGCACAAAAAAAAGACUAAACACACAAAACGAAAAAGGAAAUAAACAACAAAACACCCCAGAACCAUCAGGAAAUAACAUUGCUACUGAAGGCGACAAAAACGUAGGCUCUCAGCCUGCGAAAGGGACACCACAAAAUAGAGAGAGAGGGAAACUCGCGCAAGCGAAAUUACUCAUUGCCAAAAUGAAGCUGGCUAUUACUAGACAGCCAAACGUAAACAAGGAGAUUAAGCAAGGGAGCCCAGAACUGGAAGAUAUAGACAGUCUCGAGUUCAUAACAGGAGAGGUUCUUCUCGAACUCAAGAAGACCACUGCGGAUAUCAAGGCCUUAUUCGGAGAAACCCUGAGGAAAGAAGUAGGAGAAACGAGCAGCAUCGCGGAACUGGUCCCUAGAGCAACGCUGGAGAAACGUGACCGCGUUUCCUGCACAUCGUUGGUAGAAGUCGAGGAGGCCCUAAAGAGGACCCUGCCAAGCUACGCGGGGAAAAUCGAAAUUAAGCUGACAAACCCCAACGCAAGAAAACAACGCCUGGCCCUUGUCAAAAUAGAAGAGGAAGCAGCUGCGAAACUUUUAAAGGCCGGCCGAGAGCUGGUCGGUUUCGUCAGCUGCAGAGUCAGGCGAAGGGCAAAAGUGAGGCGAUGCAUUAGCUGUCUCGACUAUGGUCACAAUUGUGCCUCGUGCAAGGGACCAGAUCGCAGUAAAGUUUGCUAUUAUUGUGGCAGCACGGGGCACAAGAUCAAAGAGUGCAAGAAAGCACCUAGCGGGAUCAAGGGCCUGCAAAGCUUUCCAGGAGGACCUUGCAAUAGCAAAGAAGCAGAAAAGAAAUGGAUGAGAGUCCUUCAGGGUAACCUGAAUAGGAGCAGAACGGCGCAUCACCUUUUAGCCCAGCUUUGCUCUAAGAAAAAAGCUGAUAUUUUUCUAAUCAGCGAACAGUACCAGGACAGAGCAGGAGAAGGAUGGUACGCAGACGAAUUGGGCACCGCGGCCAUCUGGAUCCAAGAUCCCCGAAUAAUACAUGUGUCGGACCAAGGAUCCGCACGCGGUUACGUUUGGGUGAGACAUAAUUCGACGACUUAUGUCAGUGUAUAUCUCACGCCGAACGACCGGAUAGACUACUUCCAGAUCAAACUGGACGAUCUGGAAGACGAGCUGCGGGAAAUUCAUGGGGAUCUCAUUGUGGCUGGAGACCUCAAUGCCAAAGCACUCGAAUGGGGGGAGGCCAGGCCGGAUUACAGAGGAAGACGUAUCAUGGAGGUGGCGUCGAGCCUGGUGCUAUCAGUACUCAACACAAGUUCGACGUCAACCUUCCGCAGGCCUGACUACAGAGAGACGAUCCCGGAUGUCUCUCUAGCCAACGAAUACCUUAUGACAAGAGUCGCAGGCUGGCAGGUGAUCGCAGAUUAUACCGGGAGCGAUCAUCAGUACAUCCUAUUCGAUGUACAUGAUAGGAGGCCAGCCGUGACAAGUGUAAAGCGAUCCCCCCGGUGGAACAUUGCAAGAAUGGUACGAGAGAGGCUGUCUUCGGUCAUAGAGGAAGGAUGGAGAUCCUAA